Messenger RNA from Aspergillus thermomutatus, 357 nucleotides. RefSeq lists its product as uncharacterized. The coding region runs from base 1 to 357 and encodes 118 amino acids. NCBI's taxonomy places the organism in Eukaryota, Fungi, Ascomycota, Eurotiomycetes, Eurotiales, Aspergillaceae. The transcript has 4 exons. The record is from RefSeq and is a predicted model, not a curated record.
AUGACUUAUACUUUCUUGACCGACCUCUAUGGUCAAGUAGAAGCGCCAGCACCACCACCAGCAGCAACACUGGAAGUGGCAGCAGCCGCCGCCUUUUGCCUGCUCCUUAAGAAGAGGAAGAGAGAAGAGGCCAUCAGGCGCAAUGAGUGCUAUCAAGUAUUGCCCCUGAUGGCCGACAGGGGCACCGAAUUGCCCGAGGACAUCCAGGCAGGGCUGAAGGGAGCUAAGCUGCAGCCAGACCUCACACUGGCCCAGCUACUACUCCGGAGUUCUUCGACCCGGAAGGGGAUACAGGAGGGGAAAAAGGCAGUGUUAGAUGCUGCCAAAAAGGCAUUGAAGAGGCGGACGAGAAGUUGA